AUGUCUGGCAAUCGUGCGAGGCGUAUCGCCAAAGAGAUCGCCGACAUUCAUGCCGACACACAGUCGCAAAUCACGGCUGAACCACUGCACGGUGGUGAUGAUCUCACGCAUCUUCGAGGCACGUUCCCAGGGCCUCCAGGAACACCCUAUGAAGGUGGCACCUAUACCAUCGACAUCAAAAUCCCCAACGAUUAUCCAUUUCGACCUCCCCAUAUGAAGUUUGUGACCAAGGUCUGGCAUCCUAACGUUAGCAGUCAAACAGGUGCCAUCUGCCUAGACACUCUUUCUACUGCGUGGUCGCCGGUGCUCACCAUCAAGUCUGCCCUUCUGUCACUGCAAUCCCUGCUCAGCACACCCGAACCCAAAGAUCCUCAAGAUGCCGAGGUCGCCACGAUGCUCCUUCGGAGACCGCAGGAAUUUGCACGGGUUGCUCAGGAGUGGGCUGUGAUGUAUGCAGGAGCUCCCAGAAGGCAUGCAGGUGAAGGCAGUGGCGGUGUGACAGACGAAACUCUUCGACUGCAGGAGAUCAAGUCGAAAGAAGAGCAGGAACAAGAGGAUUUAAGCAAAUACGACGGCUACAACAAAGACUUGAUCGACCGAUUCUGUAACAUGGGAUUUGACGUUGACCGCGUUGUAGCCGCUUUUAAAUACUAUGGCAUUGAUCGAAUGGACGGGGAAGAUUACGAGCUGGAGGAGGCGUACAUGGGAGAUAUCACGGCGCGGCUCCUUGGUGAGCCGUAG
This is a messenger RNA of Aspergillus luchuensis, 741 nucleotides long. It is a transcript of the gene UBC1, whose product is annotated as E2 ubiquitin-conjugating protein UBC1. NCBI's taxonomy places the organism in Eukaryota, Fungi, Ascomycota, Eurotiomycetes, Eurotiales, Aspergillaceae. Bases 1 to 741 code for a protein of 246 amino acids. Gene Ontology annotation, molecular function: protein binding. The transcript has 3 exons. The record is from RefSeq and is a predicted model, not a curated record.